Schistocerca americana (American grasshopper) is the source of this 1860-nucleotide messenger RNA. RefSeq names its product monocarboxylate transporter 12-like. The transcript has 8 exons. Gene Ontology annotation, molecular function: monocarboxylic acid transmembrane transporter activity. Gene Ontology annotation, biological process: transmembrane transport. Lineage: Eukaryota; Metazoa; Arthropoda; Insecta; Orthoptera; Acrididae. Bases 1 to 1860 code for a protein of 619 amino acids. The record is from RefSeq and is a predicted model, not a curated record.
AUGAUUCCAGAGCCCUCCAGCCACGUCGCCCGCAGCCAAGCAGCAGAGACCGUACACCCCGGGGCCUUCCUCGCUGUGCGAGCAGAGAGCUGCGGUAGCCAGCAGCGGUUCCUGGGCGGCAGCACGGGCGCGCUCGGCGCCGGCGGCGGCGGCGGCGUAGCUGUGUACGACGACGAGGACUCGUGGUUCGGAGCGGUCGGGGCGUGCGAGCGCGACGCGUGCGGCGGCAGCCACCACCACCUGGCCCAGCAGCAGCAGCAGCAGCAGCAGCUGGCGCGGCGCAGCUCGGGCCAGGCGUGCGGGUCUGCGGGCGCGCCGCCCAGGCAGCACUACUACCCCGAGGGCGGCUGGGGCUGGAUCGUGUGCGCCGCCGGCUUCCUGGCGCACCUGCUCUCCUGCGGCCUGCAGCUCGCCUUCGGCCUGCUGCUGCUCUACACCGUCAGGCACCUCGGCGACAACGCCGUCAUCGACUCUGCGUGGCUGGGCGCGCUGAGCACGUCCUCAUGGCUGCUGGCAGCGCCCCUGGCGGUGUCUCUGUGCAGGCGCAAGUGGACGCGGCUGACCGCCAUGUUGGCCGGGCUCGUCAUGGCGCUGGCCUGCCUCUUCGCGUCCUUUGCCACGCAGCUGCACCAGCUGCUGCUCAGUUACGGCGUUCUGCUGGGCAUGUCUAGCGGCCUGGUGCGAGAGACGGCGUCGCUGACGCUGGGCCACUACUUCAGGCGGCGCCGCGAGUUCGUCGAGAUGGUGGUGCAGGCGGGCGCUGGCGUCGGCAUCGCGCUCUUCUCAGUGCUCUACCGGGAGGCCGUCGGGCAGUGGGGCUGGCGCCUCGGCCUGCAGGCCGUCACGGUGCUGCUGUGCGGCGCCUUCUUCCUGGGCAUGCUGUACCGCUCGGCGUCCAUGUACCACCCGCAGCGGCGCGCCAUCCUGCUGCUCAAGAGCCAGCGCAAGAAGGCGCGCCACAAGAAGCCGCCCUCGCCGCAGCAGCGCCGCCUCCAGCAGCAGCAGCAGCCGCGGCCGCCCUUCUUCGACGUCACGCCGCUGCGCAUCCGCGCCGUGCAGGUGCUCAUGCUCUCAUCCGCCGUCAGCGCGCUCGGAGUCUACACGCCCGUCUUCUACCUGGCACUACAAGGGUACCAAGAAGGCCUCGACGACAGCGCACUGGUGCUUCUGCAGACGUUCCUGGGCUUCGCCACGGCUCUGGGCUGCGUGGGCUUCGGCCUGAUGGUGGUGCGCGCCAGCGACCAGUGCCUCGUCUCCAGGCAGUACCUCUGCCAGGCCGCCAUGGCGGGCAUCGGCCUGUCGCUGCUGGCGCUGAGCACGGUGCAGGGCUACCACGGCUACGUGCUGGUGGUGUGGCUGUAUGGUGUGUGCCUCGGCGGCUUCUUCUACUCGCUCAAGGUGUUCACCAUGCAGAGCGUGCGCUCGCGCUACUUCGCGCGGGCCUGGGGCUUCGUGCAGGGCGCCGAGGCGCUGCCCCUGCUGCUCGGUGUGCCAAUAACAGGUUACAUCAACCAGAGCCACCCCAAGGCGGGCUACUACUUCUCGCUGCUGGCGACGCUGCUGGGGGCGGUGCUUCUCUUCCUGGUGGGUGGCGGCUCUGGAGGCGGCAACGGCGGCGCGGGUGCCUGCAGCGACUGGGAGGACGGCCCGCCCCCGCUGCCCCUGCCGCCUCCCGUCUCCGCCCCCGCCACAGUCUGCGGUCGACCUCGUCUGCACAAGAGUAUCUCCUUCGCGACGCCGCUCGACCUGCCCAUGACCGACGAGUACUGGCGGCCCGUGCGGCCGUGCCGGAGCGUCCCCGAGGGGUUGGGGCGCCACCAGCCAAUCACGGUCGUCGAGCAGAUCACCACCUCCGUGUGA